AUGGCAGACACUUCCCUCUCUCGCUGUCUCCCCCCCAGCCUCCCUCCCGCGGCCCGCCCCCUCCGUAAGACCAGCUCACGCCGCGUCCUGUCAGUUCGUGCCCUGCAUGGGAGCAUCUCUCCCUCCCCUCCCCUCGCUCCUUUCCUCGCCUCCCCCAUUCUGGUCUUCCCCUGGAGACUCAAUAUAUACCAGGGGAGCAAUCAGGAGGCACUUAUUGUCCCUCUACCUAAAUUUACAGACAGAUGCACUGUGCCACAGAAAAUCAGGAGGAAGGGGAAAGUCUUUUGCGGACACACCAACCUGGACACGGUCAGGCCACAGCAGUCCAGCAUCAUCUCGGCAUUCUCUCCGGUGUCCCGGAGUAUCUCCCGGCUGUCGUCACCGGAGGUCCCAUGUGCUGACACCAUGCUCGUACCCGUAUUGAUGCUGUUCACGGGCUUGGACUGCUUACUGGCAGCUCCAGCAGGCAGAGAAGUCUACAGGAUGCCCCAGAGUGCACUCAAAGCUCUGUCCGAUCGUGGCACUGUGGUUCUAGAGGCAGCCAUGACCAGUGCCCUGUCCGCUCUGGACCGAGCAUCAUCCGAGAGGAGUCGAGCGGAGGCGGGCUGCAGGGGUUGUGCUCCCUGCUUGUUUCAGGACUGCGGGCAGCCCUCUGGAUCUUGCACUUCUCCCACCAAUGCCUUAUCAGAACCCAGCUGCGAUGCAAUCAUCAAGACCCAGAAGCUUCAAGAUGAAGCCGUACGAAGUUGGGCCCUGAGCCAGGCCUGCGCUUUCUACCAACACCGCUGUCAAGCCGGCAGCACGGACAAAGAGAGCUGCAUCAGAAUCAUGAGUGAGAGUUGCAGCGCCCGCGUCCUCCAGUGCAGCUUGCUUAACACAAUGCAGAACCUGGAACCCGCCACUCAGACGCAUGUCCAGGCCGUGUGUGGUCAGAGGUCAUCCUCUGUACACAACGUAACCCAGCCUCGCUCCAGGAUCGUGGGUGGGUCCCCUGCGCCGCCAGGCAGCUGGCCCUGGUUAGUCAAUCUGCAGCUAGACGGUGGAUUGAUGUGUGGAGGAGUCCUGGUGGAGAGCUCCUGGGUGGUCACUGCAGCACACUGUUUUGCUGGGAGCCGUAGUGAAAGCUACUGGAGGGCCGUGGUGGGUGAGUUUGAUAUCAGCAAGACAGACCCUGACGAGCAAGUUCUCAAAGUCAACCGCAUCAUCCCUCAUCCUAAGUUCAACUCAAAGACGUUUAACAAUGACAUAGCCCUUGUGGAGUUGACAUCUCCAGUGGUUCUGUCUGACCGCGUCACCCCCGUGUGUUUGCCCUCUGGGAAUGAGCCCCCGACUGGCAGCCCUUGUCUGGUGGCAGGCUGGGGCUCCCUCUACGAAGAUGGCCCAUCCGCUGACAUUGUAAUGGAGGCCAAAGUGCCCCUACUGCCUCAGAACACUUGCAAAAAUGCACUGGGCAAAGAGCUGGUCACUAACACCAUGCUGUGUGCUGGCUAUUUAUCAGGAGGGAUCGACUCGUGUCAGGGUGACUCUGGAGGCCCGCUGAUAUACCAGGACAGAAUUUCUGGUCGCUUUCAACUACAUGGUAUCACCUCCUGGGGAGAUGGAUGCGGGGAGAAGGGCAAGCCCGGAGUUUAUACCCGUGUGUCUGCUUAUUCUGAUUGGAUUCAGGUUGAAAUACAGAAGGCAUUUGGCAGCCGGGAGCCGACAUGUCCCGAGCUUCUAAAAACCACAGAAAUGACUGAAGACGAGCAAAGGUCAGAGUUUGGCACUCUGUGUCGCUUCUACACCCUCACCUGCCCCCCGGGCCAGUCGAGCAGCACUUGCAGUCGAAUGGCCGAGGACAAAUGUCUCACCCGAUUCAAGAAGUGUCAGCUGCGUUCGUUCCUGCAGACUCUGCUGGACUUGCUCCAGAGCGCCGAAGACUACAUCCGGGACAAAGUGGACUUAACUUUCUUCACCCAGACUCUUCCUCAACUGGUGGAACAGAUCUACAGCACUGCUUUUCUUCACAGCAGAGCCAAGAGGGACGUGGGUGGGAAUCAUGGUCUUGUGCAGAUUAAAGAGCAGCAAGGUGGUGCUGUGACACCAGAGGAGCAAGAUUCCUCUCCAGUUUUGUUCAAGUCGUUGGGCCCCUCGGUAGAAGACUGGGAAAACUAUCUGGUAACCAUCGCUGAGGACAUGGAGAAACAGCCCAACGACACUUCCAUAGAUAGCUCCUCAGCGUCAUCCAGACAGGAAGAAAAACUUUUCUUACAGGCAGGGGAUUACUCGGUUCUUCAUCUUGAGAAGGAAUAUCAAAAUAUUAUCUCAGCUUUGCGCUCCAAACUGGACUCCAAAGCUGCUCCGCCCAUCCUCCACUUAGACCCAUCCUAUCUCCAGGAAAGUUCUUCCAGCCCUCCUCUUCCUCCAACAUCUACCACUGGACCCCAAGUCAACAAUGGUGCUUCCUCUUUCCCCAAAUCCCAGAAGCCUUGGUCACUUCUAGCAGCCCUAAUGGCAGAUAUUGAGAAAUUAAGGACACCAGGUGAAACCUUGACCAGUGAUGAGACACAAAGUGAAAGAUUUGUCCCGUCACCUAAUGGGAUGUUCGACAAUUUGGAUAAUCUUGGAGAAUUAACUGCUUCGGUAUCAACGACAGUUUCACCAAUUAAUAUAGGAAAUCUCGCAAAAACAACAUCCCAGCCCAGACAAACUCUGCAUGCCAGCAAUCCUUUAAGUCCGCUCAGAAAACAAAGGAGCCUUCUGAGUACGAGACAGACAUCUGGGCCCGGUGGGAAAGUUUGUCCUGGUGUUCGAGAGACUUCACAACAAGUCAGUCAAGUGAGAGACUCAUACCACUGGGUGCUAAGUAUCCCAAACAAGAACCUUCAUAUGAGCUUCCAAGAGGUCUUAGUUGAUCUGAGCUCCAAAAACGAUCGAGGACUUUAUCAAGCAAGGGUCAGAGCUGUUGUGGGAGGACGACCUCUGACAUUCUACAGUCUUGUAGGCCUUGAAAAUGAAUCAUUCUACCGCAGUGUGCCGAGGAUAAUCUCCUUAGCGCUGGAGGCCCUUAAGACUUAACGUCAACACAACAACAAGAGCAAACCGCGAGAGACUGCAGACUCAAAUAAGUGAUGGUGGGCUCAGGACUUGGUUUGAAAUGCACCAGAGGACCCUGGUCAUGGGACUCAAAUGCACAUUGUUGUUUCAUAUUGUGGAGUGUAUCCCUCAGUAGGAUUCACUGUUUGAGAGCCAAAUUGUGGCACUCCCUAAAAACUAUGAAUGUAUCAUCUAGCUAUCAACCAGCCCUUACAACAGCCUUGUCUAAAUUAUAAAUCUGUACAAACGAUAAGUUAUUCUAUUCUUCUUAUUGUCACAAAGUCUUUUGCAAAGGUUGAGCCUCUUGUGAAGAACACAGACUGUCUAUAUAUUAUUCAUUUCUUAUUUAUUUGUACAAAGAAAAACAUGUAUUUUUG
Phycodurus eques (leafy seadragon) is the source of this 3452-nucleotide messenger RNA. RefSeq names its product serine protease 56 (gene prss56). Gene Ontology annotation, biological process: proteolysis. The record is from RefSeq and is a predicted model, not a curated record. NCBI's taxonomy places the organism in Eukaryota, Metazoa, Chordata, Actinopteri, Syngnathiformes, Syngnathidae. The transcript is spliced from 15 exons. The coding region runs from base 1 to 3057 and encodes 1018 amino acids. Gene Ontology annotation, molecular function: serine-type endopeptidase activity.